This is a messenger RNA of Spizellomyces punctatus DAOM BR117, 1464 nucleotides long. RefSeq lists its product as uncharacterized. The transcript has a single exon. The coding region runs from base 658 to 1434 and encodes 258 amino acids. NCBI's taxonomy places the organism in Eukaryota, Fungi, Chytridiomycota, Chytridiomycetes, Spizellomycetales, Spizellomycetaceae. Gene Ontology annotation, molecular function: protein binding. The record is from RefSeq and is a predicted model, not a curated record.
UUUCCUUCCAUCUUGACAUUAGCAAAGCUGCAGCAUGACUGAACAGGUUGCAGAGGUCAGCUCACAGCAAGGGGCGGGUGAGCAGCGACCCAGCAAGCGGAUGAGAACGCAGCCAAAGGAAAACGUCUCAGGGGCAUCAGCCGAACCGGACGAAGAGAUCGCGACGGAAACACGCCGAGGCUGUGAAAUACAGGUGGAGAAGGUCGAAGGGAGUUUGGACUCUGGUAGUAAAUCAACGCUUACGUUCAUCAUGCGGCAUGUCCAGAGCUGAAUUAUCUCGUCCUUGUCUGGCCUGAAGAGGGGCGACCUCACGGAAUAUGCAGCGUUGCGUACGCGUCUGGAACAACAUACAAAGGCGAAUUCAGCAAUGGAACACGAAAUGGACAUGGCACGUUUACGUACGAAGAUGGUUCCACCCUCUCUGGACCAUACGUGAAUGACAAACUUCACGGCUUGGCAACCUAUACAUAUCCUGAUGGAACACGGGUUGUUGGAGAGUACGUUGACGGAGUUUCGAAUGGGAAGUACUUUGAGUACGAUGAUCAGAAUCGUAUCACGUUUCGAGGCACAUGGAAUGAAGGAGUUCGUUGUGGAAAGGGAAUUGAAUUUUUUGAUGAUGGUGGUCGCUUAGAGGGGACCUUGGAUUUGUUCGGUCGCAUGAAUGGGGAUUCCGUCAGGUAUUUUUAUCCCGACGGAAGCGGAUUAGUGGGGAUAUGGAAAGAAGGGAGAAUGGACAAGUCGUGGUAUUUCAAAGACGAAGAUGAUGCUACUUGCGUGGAGGCAAUGACUGAUGAGGAACGAGUCAGCCAAGGCGUAUCAGGGCCGUACCGCUAUGAUCCACCUACUCAUGAUUGCAUUUCCUCCGAUCCACUGCUACCGGAUCCUUACGAAUCUCGAGCCGUGGCUGUGAGACCGUCACACAUAGUAGAUGCUGGAGAAGGAUUAUUUGCAAAGCGUGACCUGAUGUAUGGGGAGGUUGCAGCAUUUUACAGCGGAUUGCGACUGACCCUUGCGGAAGUGGAGGCCAGGGGUUGGGAUCAUAAUGCCAAUGCCAUCUCAAUGGGUCCUGAUAAUGAAUCUGAUAAUGAGCAGGACGAAAUGGGUUUCGAACCGGGAGAAGAUCUUGAACCUGAUCAGUCUUGGGGUGGAGUCAUCGAUGUACCUUACCGAUAUUCACAAACAUCGCAGUAUGCUGCAACAUUAGGGCAUAAAGCCAACCACUCAUUUACACAACCCAACUGUAAAUACGAGUGGUAUAUUCAUCCACGGUUUGGAAACAUACGGUGUAUUCAAACAAUUACAUACGUGCGGGCAGGCGAGGAAAUACUAGUAAACUAUGAUUAUAAUGAGAUAUUGGAAAAUGGGGAAUUGCAAGCACCAGAGUGGUAUAAGGACGGAUUAAAAGCGUUGAAGAAAGAGGAAACUUCAAUAUAAAUGCUCUUGUUUCUAAACAACGACAUUCCG